This is a messenger RNA of Teleopsis dalmanni, 1427 nucleotides long. Its product is annotated as T-box transcription factor TBX6-like. NCBI's taxonomy places the organism in Eukaryota, Metazoa, Arthropoda, Insecta, Diptera, Diopsidae. Gene Ontology annotation, cellular component: nucleus. Gene Ontology annotation, molecular function: RNA polymerase II cis-regulatory region sequence-specific DNA binding; DNA-binding transcription factor activity, RNA polymerase II-specific. The record is from RefSeq and is a predicted model, not a curated record. The transcript is spliced from 5 exons. The coding region runs from base 26 to 1351 and encodes 441 amino acids. Gene Ontology annotation, biological process: cell fate specification; heart development; positive regulation of DNA-templated transcription.
AUAAAAAAAAAAUUAUUUUACAACAAUGUUGACCAUGAAUGAAUUAGUGGAUUUACAAAUGCAACAACAAUUAGCGCACGAAAUUUACAGACAGCAAAUUAUGCAACGCAUACCAGAUCCCUUUCCCACAAUGUUGCCCUUACCAAUUCCAAUGGCAGCCCAUCAUAUGAUUAUGCCGCCACGUCCAACACUCCCAGGCGUAGAUGCUAAAUUGGAGAACAAUGAUUUGUGGAAACAGUUUCAUAAAAUCGGCACAGAAAUGAUAAUCACUAAAAGUGGAAGACGCAUGUUUCCAUCAAUGCGCGUUUCGCUUGCAGGUCUGGAAGAGGAAGCGAACUAUUGCGUAUUGCUAGAGAUGGUACCAAUCGGUGAUUGUCGUUACAAAUUCUCCGGUUCACAAUGGGUGCCGGCAGGCGGCGCAGAACCACAAAGCCCACAACGUAUGUUCUUGCAUCCAGAUAGUCCAGCCACCGGCUCACAUUGGCAAUCACAAGCUAUACUUUUCAAUAAGGUUAAACUAACUAACAACACUUUGGAUAGCAAUGGACAUAUCGUUUUGGCUAGCAUGCAUAAAUAUCAACCUCGUCUGCAUAUAAUUCGUACUUCCGAUCUUGCACAAAUUCCUUGGGCACCACAGCAGGCGUUCGUCUUUCCUGAGACCGAAUUUGUUGCUGUAACUGCUUAUCAGAAUGAUCGGAUUACCAAAUUGAAAAUCGACAACAAUCCAUUUGCUAAAGGUUUUCGUGAAACCGGCCAAUCACGUUGCAAGCGUAAAAUGUCUUUAGCAGCAGAUGAGCAUGAACAAACAAUUGAGAAUCCUACAAGUCCAAGCAGAACGAUUGAAGAUGAUCGUUCCAGUAUGUGCAGUGUAGACUCACCAAAACCAAAACGCCAACGUGCUAAUGACUCUUAUGACAGCGAGUAUUAUUUAAGUUCAGGCAGUUCCAGUGGUACGAUAUCACCACGUUAUGAUGAAACCGCUUAUCGUCAGAAUUCUCCACAUAUGUUUUUACAUCAUCCGUUAGCACAUCAACAAGCUUUAAUCCAUUCGACAGCAGCUUAUUUCGGAAAUCCUAACCCACUUUUACAUCCAAUGCUUAUAGAACAACAAACACAUAUGCCUUUCCCACAUGAACUUACACAUUCGCUGGCACGCUUAACACCUGCGCAACUAUCCCCAUGCGGUAGUGCACAAAUAAAUGAUCCAAUGGAAGAAGUAAGAGCGGAGAAAAUCUCUUCUACGACUGCAAAUCAUCCUACAACAAUAACAACGGAACCAUCGUCAGUUUCAACACAGCCCGCACAAAGCAAACGUAACAACUUCAGCAUAUCAGCAAUUCUAGCUUUUUAAUUUUAUAUAAUUUAUGUUAGAAUAUAAUUGUAAUGUAUUAUAGACCAUAUUUGUAUGUAUGGAUAGACAUCAUCAG